CUGUUGCAUUUUCAUCCGAAAUGAAAAUGGCCGACUAACCAUCAAUAGCGGCUUGCUGUCAAAAUAAUAUAUUAAUUUUUGGUUACGCGCAUGCAACAUUGGUCAACAUAAAUAUUUCAUAUUACUAGCUAACUAAAUGAACCUAAGGAAUCUGGUAACAGAUGUGAAAAUAAAUCUGCAAAGGUCAUUUACACCUUUGCAGUUUCGUGCUUCGUGUCGUGCGUACUAAGCACUUAAAGCGAUCGCUGUUUACAUCCUCAGAAGAGAUGAGCGACGAGGGCAGCGAGGAUUCACCGCCGCGCCCUAAGCGCAAAAUCAAGAAGGUGAUGGUACUGCCUUCGGAAUCCAGCUCAGACAGCGACGAAUCCGUCGGGGCGACUGGUACACGUAGGAAGAGACUGAGGGUUAUCAGCGAUGCAGAAACCGACAGCAGUGGCAGUUCAGUGGUUCGCCCAGGGACAAGGCGCCGGCGGGCUCUUCCCAAACUGCGAGACUCGGACGGCGAUAGUGAUACAUCGGGCUGGGCCACCGACCACUCGUCUGCCACCAAACCUACUCCCACGCCAAAUAAUCCCAAAUCUGGCUUUGCGUCAGAUAGCUCUGAAGGGAACUCUGAGAAGUGCUCUAUUUGUCUAUUACGGUUUACAGAUCAGGAGGUGGGAACACCUCAGAGCUGUGAGCACAUAUUCUGCUUGGACUGCAUCACAGAAUGGUCUAAGAAUGUGAAUACAUGUCCUGUGGAUAGAAUGACAUUUGAUUUCAUUGUUGUGCGAGCAUGUGCAGGAGGUUCCGUGUUGAGAACAGAACCUGUGAAUGUGAUGGAACGCAGGCCAUCUGUAGAUCUAUUGGUCAUCGAAGAUCCUACCCUCUGUGAGAUUUGUGGCAGUGCAACCGAUGAGGAAACAAUGUUGCUCUGUGAUGGUUGCGACCUAGGAUUCCACAUGCAUUGCCUGUCACCCCCGCUUACACAGAUACCGGUAGAGCAAUGGCUUUGCCCAAAUUGUGAUGAUCUUUUGGGUGUUAUACAUCUUUCAGAAGUUAAUAACUUGUUUGAUGGAAUUAUAGAUUUAGAUUUACAAAUGGGUCGCAGACCCGUAAUUCUCAGAGACCCCAGUAAUGUAAGAAGGUCUUCUAGAAAUCUUAGCACUAAUGAUGAGCCCUCUACAUCAACUGGACGAAGGGGCAAUAACAGGAAUAAUGAUGAACCAACCACAUCUCGUGAAUCCCGGGCACCACCGAAUACUAGGAACAGCUCUCAUACAACAACUAGACGAAGAACUGCUGGCACACAGAGACGAAGGUAUAAGAGAAGAAAAACCAAAACUGUUAUUAUUGAAUAUGAAGUGGAAGAAAAUGGCAAAUUCCCUGUCACUAAAAGAAUAAAAAGAAAGAUCAAGAAACGGAGAACAAAAAAGCGACGAUCGCGUACGGCCGCGCGGCGAUCGUAUAUGCGGGCCAGCGUUCAAGCGAAGCUCGCCACCAUGAAGAUUGAUCAGAGGCAAGAUCUAGCACAAGCAUCUGCUGGCAAUAGUGGGGUGCAAAAUUUAUCAAUACAACGCCACAGGGCUGGCAUACCAUCCCUGAGUUUAUUUGGGAAUCCUAACCAGCUUGAAUACUUUUCUGAAGAAGAGCAUGAUGUCUCUGAAGGUGCUACAACUGCAGUGGCAGUCAGACCUACGUCCAAUAUUUUAAAUAUGUUCAGACAGAGUCGCAGAAAACGUAUUACAAUAGAUUCCCCACCUCACGCAUCAGCAGCACCAGAUAUCCUUUCAAGUAUACUCGAGAGCCAAACAUUACUACACUCCAAACAUUCUGUGGUUUCAAUUUCCGUAGAUGGCAAUGUAAAUAUUAAACUCGAGACUCGUGAACAUAGUAAACCUAAAGUACCAGCUACUCCAGAAGAAAAAGUUGACUUGUCAAAAGGGGAAGAUGUCGCAAAGAAAGUGCCAUCUUACCCAGGGCAAUCUCGCGGUGGUGGCGGUUGGGGUGGCGGUUACCGCGGCAAUUAUCACCGAGAACAAAAUAAUCCUAAUAACUUCAACAGAAGUGGCAACUACGAGAACAAUUAUAAUAGUGGAUAUCAAAAUAGGCAAGGGAACUCUUAUCAACAAAAUAAUAAUCGCCGCGACGAGACUGAUUCAUAUGGUAACUACAUAAGGAGGCCACACCAGUAUUCUCACAAUGAUGAUAACAAUUUUGAACGCAACAGAAGACAGCCACCACAUGCUGAGAAUAGUAGGGGUCCAAAUGCAAACUUUUUACUUAACCCAAACCAGAGGCUCAAUGACCAGGGUAGAUACAGUGUGGGUUCUUCAUGGUCGCCAUACAGCGGGGCUCCCGGACCCCGCCAAGACUUCCCACCCUCACAGGCUAGACAUUCGUUUGGUGGUUUCGAAAACCCUUUAGAUAUGAGAAUGGGCCAAAUGUCUGUACAAGAUACUGUAAGCAACGAUAAUGUCGAAUCGUACAUGGCUCAUGACAGUCGACGCCAGGAGAAGCCAGCGAAUACAUAUCAGCCUCUGCCGGAACCACCUAUGUUUGAGUUUGACAAAACACCUGAAGUUGAAAAAUCUGAGGAUGAAAAAAGCGAUUCAGGACUUGUGAUCGAUACUGAGAAGUAUGACCCUACGGAGCCCACCAAUGAUGACGACGAUGAGUACGCUGAUGAAGAUAACACGCCGGCGAGUGCCGACGUACCACAACCGCCACCGCUGCCGCCGCCGCCCACCCAGCCGCCCACCUCGCAUUCUAAUGUACAAAACAUAUUAUCAGGCAUCGACGCUAGUGUGAUUAAUGUGCCACCUAAUGUUCUUAACACUGCAGUGAAAGAGGUACUCAAAGAACAUAUAAAUUUAAUUGGGCCAUCUGGUGCAAAUUUACACGACGAUAGGAGCGAUGACGAAUCGGAUGGAGAUUGUCCAAAUUUUUCUAUAUAUUCAGCCACUAGUGUCCAUAUAGCUAAUACCUCUAAUAUCCUAUCCUUGGAAGCACCUAGCCAACCGCUUCGUGAUGAACUCGAAGAUCUUGUCCAAGAAGAUGACGACGUGCCGGAAACCACAUCAGCAACUCACAUUGCUCCAGUCUAUAAUUCUUCUGAAGAUACUGAGAAACCUAUUUCGACUACUGUAAUUUCGAGUAAGCAAUCUCACAAUGAGUUUAGUAUUAAAAAGAAAUCUGAAGAAGAGUACAAAGAAAAGGUUUCUAAAAGGUGUCCUAUUACAACUAAUACUCGUAAUCCUAUUAAAAUAAAACUUAAUACUCCUUCUUUAAUUAAGCGGCAAAUAAGCUUAUAUGAUGAAGAGGAGGAAGAUAAAAGUGAAGACGAGGCGACAUUAAAUACAGAAGAAAGAAAAAUUGAACAAACUGAGCCACUAGAGGAAGAAAACUUUGUGUCUAAUAAACAAAGUCCUGAGAAAGUACUGGAUAAUGAAAACGCAAACAAGGAAAUAGAAAGGGCUCCAUCAGUUGACAAAAAUAUUACAACUGAAUUAACUACUGCUGACAUAAUUAAAGAACCUUCAGAGGCAGAAGAAAGUGAGAUUCUAGAUGAAAAUGAUAGAGCAAAAGCAUCACCAAAGCGAGAUGAUAAUUUAACAGAAGAUGAUACUAGUGAAACCAAAACAAUGAAUACUGCUAAUACAGAAACUAAGGAGGCAGAGGAACAAAAUAAUGUAGAGAUGUCGGAGUAUGAUGAGAAGUCAGAAAAUGAAGUUCAUUCAGAUAUGGAUAAUGACGAAAUUACAGAUAAAGAUUUACAUAUGAAUUCUGAGUCACUGAAAAAAGAUUCGGUAGAACGAAAUGAAGAAGGUUUAGAAAAAAUGACUGAGUCUAUAAGUGAAACCGAGGACGAGCGAAGCUACACCCCCUGCCUCGAUGAGAACAAGUCGAAGGAUACCUCAUUAGAGACAGAAAAAGAAAAAGGUAUCGAGGGUCUCGACACAGAAAUGAUAUCGGAGGACGAGGGCAACGAAAUGUUCUCCGAUAAUGAGAAAGCGCCAUCGGACCGCUCGCGGUCCUCGCCUCCCAAGGCGACCCCGGCGAUCGACGGCGAGGAGGGGGAGAUAGUCGAUAAAAAGAAAGAGACCAAAAGCGACGACCGGGACGAGGGAAAGAAAAAAAAGAAGAAAGAAUCCAAGAAGGAGGGAAAGGAGAAGAGCAAAAAUAAGAAUAAAAAGAGCGAAGUCGCGUUCAAGAAACUCAGCAAGAGCGGGAAGGAGCGGAACUACAGGGAGAGGGACAAGGAGGAGCGCAACAAGGGAAAAAAGGAGCGACGCGGAUCCGCCGACGCGACCGAGAAGGAGAGGCAGAAACAGAAGCGAAAAGAAAAGCGGAAGGAUCUCGAGAGGUACGACGUGCGCACCGUCGUCUCCGAGAAGAGGAGGAAGCUGAAGGAUCCUUUCGGGCGCGACGUGUCGCCCGGGCCGCGCUCUCGCUCGCCUUCGCCCUCGCUCUCCCGCUCGCGCUCGCGUUCGCGCUCGCGCUCGCCGCCCGGCCUGCGCUCGCCGCCGUCCCCGCGCCCGCGCCGCUCGCCCUCCCCGAGGCUGCGCCGCUCGCCGUCGCCCCGCUUCCGACGUUCGCCGUCGCCGCGGCCGCGCCGCUCGCCGUCGCCGCGCCUGCGCCGCUCGCCGUCGCCGCGCCGCUCGCACUCGCGGCCGCGCCUGUCGCUCACGCCGCGCUCGGCCACGCCGCCGCGCCUCGCCUCGGCCAGCCCGCGGCGCCGCUCGCCGCCGCGCCGCCGCCGCCGGCCCUCGCCGCGGCCCUCCCCGCGCCCCUCGCCGCGCCGCCGCCGCUCCGCCUCGCGCGGCCGUAAGCGACGACGGUCCGCGUCCCCGUCGCCCACUCCGAAGCCUAAGUCCGGUAAGCGACGGCGGCGAACGCGCUCCGAGAGGGCCGCGUCGCGCCGCCGCAAGUCCCCGCGGAGGCGGCGCGGCCGCCGGUCGCCCGCCGCGCCGGCCGCGCCGCCCGCGCCGGCCGCCGCCUGGUCGCCCGGCUCGGUGGACUCGCGUCUGCUGUCGCCGCGGACGCCGCCGCCGGACGCGUCGCCGCCCCGCCGGCCGCGCGCCGCCGCGCCGCCGGCGCCGCGGGCCGCGCUGCCGCCGCCCGAGCUGUCGCCGUGCACGCCGCGCCACCGCCGCGACUCGGAGCGGCCGCGCCACCGCCGCGCGCGCGACCUCGCCGGCGCCUCGAAGGAGGUGUUCACGUCCGGAGACAACAUCCUCGUCAGCGUCAGCUUCAAGGAGCAGGAGCGCGACCGCGACGAGGGCGAGGCGGAGCGCCGCGAGCGCCGGGAGCGCCGCCGCGAGCGCCGCCGCCGCCGCAAGCGGCGCGCCGAGCCCGAGCCGGACACGGCGCGCCCGGUCGCUAUCAUCGACCUCGAGCGCUCGCCGUUCCGCGAACUGACGCCGUCGCCGCGGAACGUGAUCGUGCUCAGCGACAGCGAGCACGGCGAGAAGGAGGCGGCGCCGGCGCCGGCGCCGGCCGCGGCCGAGCCGGCGGCGGGCCCCAAGACGCCGCCGGAGCCGGGCGCUGGCGCGGGCGAGGCGGCGGCGGGCGCGGCGGAGGCGGCGGCCGACCCCCGCGGGCCCAACACGCCGCCCGAGCCGCCCAGCUCGCCGGACGCCUACGACCCGUUCGAGCCCACGCGCUCGGCGUCCGCGUCGCCGCGCGGCUCGCCGGCGCCGGCCGCGCCGGCCGCGCCGCACGCCGCCGACAGCCCCGUCCGCACCACCAUGACGCUCGAGGCGGCCCAGAAGACCAACAUGUCCGCCGACGAAGUCAUCGACCGCCGCCCGCUCUCUCCUAUCGAGAAGGUGAUGGCGCUACUACAGUCGACGCGCGACGUGUCGCCCGAGCCGCCGCCCGGUGACCUGCCGGCACCGCCCGCGCCGUCCCCGCCGCCGGCGACGCCCGCGCCGGCCUCGAGCGGCGCUGCGCCGCCGGCCGCCGGCCCGGGCGAGGCGGCCGCGCCGCCGGCCGCGUCCGUGGCGCCGGUGUCUGCGGCGCCGCCGGUGCGCAUCGUCCUGCCGGAGCCGACGCGGCCGCAGCCGCCGAAGCUGUUCCUCGCGAAGCCGUCGCCGAUUAAGUCAGACCCGAUCAAGCCGAUGCAGGCGACGAAGAUAUCGAGGCUUCCGCUACCGGCGCGGCGCGGCCGCGAGGCUGGCGAGGCGGAGGCGGAGGCGGAGUCGCCGUACUCGCCGGGCUCUAGCGACUUCGGCGACUUGUUCGAGCCGCCGGCGCCGCGCCGCGACGCCUUCGAUGCGCUGUUCGGCGCCGCGCCGCGCCGCCGCCACCGCGCGCCGCCACACGCCGCCGCCAAGGUGCCCGUCAAGCUGAACAGGAAGAAAGGUAAAACGCAAGUGGGAGUCAAAAUAGACGAGGACAACCUGAAGAUAUUAGACGACCUGCCGAGCUCCGCUGUCGAGAUGCAAGUCAAGAGCAAGUUCCUGAAGAAGCUGAACCGGCAGGAGCGCGUGGUGGAGGAGGUGAAGCUGGUGUUGAAGCCGCACUACAACAAGAAGCACGUCACCAAGGAGGAGUACAAGGAGAUACUGCGCCGCGCCGUGCCCAAGAUCUGUCACAACAAGUCGGGCGAGAUCAACCCGACGAAGAUUCAAGCACUAGUGGAAGCGUAUGUUAAAAAGUUCAGGAAAAAACACAAACGGAACAAUUUAGGAGACGCGAACGUAAUGUAUAAUACGUAGUGUAGUUGUGUAGUGUUAGAGUAAGCGAGUGGCGAGUGGCGAGUGGCGACUGGCGAGUGGCGAGUGUACCGCUCCCACGUACUACAUGUCAGAUGAUUUAUUGUCACAUCACUGUAAUUAUAAUUUAUGUAUGAACAAUGUAUUUCACUUUAAACGUUUUAUUUAAAUCAAUUUAUUAAAUUAUAAGUUUAAAUAACUAAAUUUCAUUAUAUACAA
Molecule: messenger RNA, 6917 nt
Organism: Galleria mellonella (greater wax moth)
Lineage: Eukaryota; Metazoa; Arthropoda; Insecta; Lepidoptera; Pyralidae
Product: PHD and RING finger domain-containing protein 1
Exons: 10
Coding region: 267-6701 (2144 amino acids)
Source: RefSeq, a predicted model, not a curated record